This is a messenger RNA of Fundulus heteroclitus (mummichog), 1745 nucleotides long. Its product is annotated as uridine 5'-monophosphate synthase. Gene Ontology annotation, biological process: 'de novo' UMP biosynthetic process; 'de novo' pyrimidine nucleobase biosynthetic process. NCBI's taxonomy places the organism in Eukaryota, Metazoa, Chordata, Actinopteri, Cyprinodontiformes, Fundulidae. Gene Ontology annotation, molecular function: orotate phosphoribosyltransferase activity; orotidine-5'-phosphate decarboxylase activity. The transcript is spliced from 10 exons. The record is from RefSeq and is a predicted model, not a curated record. The coding region runs from base 98 to 1579 and encodes 493 amino acids.
GAAGAAGGGCUGCUGGGUCAGCUCAUCAUUGUUUAUGGAUCAUGCUAACGGUACAGAUUGGGUAGUGACACGGUUAUCUCCUACAGAGCUCUCCUAAAUGGCGAACAUUGACAGUUUAAUCCUGAAGCUGUAUGAUGUGAACGCGGUGAAGUUCGGCGACUACGAGCUGAAGAGCGGCUUGAAGUCGCCGAUCUACAUCGACCUCAGAGUUUUUGUUUCUCAUCCUGUUCUUAUGAACGAGGUUUCCAGUCUCAUGUUCCAGCGAGUGCAGGAUGAAAAACUUAAGUUUGACUUGGUGUGUGGGGUUCCCUAUACGGCCCUGCCUCUGGCCACCAUCAUCUGCUCAAGAAAUGAACUGCCCAUGGUCAUGAAGAGAAAAGAGGCCAAAGACUACGGAACUAAGAAGAUGGUGGAGGGGUCGUUCUGUAAGGGCAAUAAGUGUUUGAUCAUCGAGGACACGGUGACCAGUGGUAGCAGCAUCCUAGAGACGGCAGAAGUGCUGCGAAAAGAAGGGCUGGAGGUGACGGACGCCAUUGUUCUGAUGGACAGAAUGCAAGGAGGGAUGGAGAUGCUCAAGUCUCAGGGAAUCCGGCUCCUACCAAUCAUCUCCAUGUUUAAACUGCUUGAUGUGCUGCGUGCAGCUGGACACAUCGAUGAUGCAACCGACCAGAGAGUGCGCGCGUACAUCCAGGACAAUGGCACUUACAAGUGUAAGAUGAACAUCCAUGGCGCUCCAGCUGCCAAGAAGCAGCGAGUGGAACCGGAGCCAAAAUUGACAUAUGCAAAUAGAGCUGCACUUCCUGGCAUCCACCCUCUGGCACGCAGGCUGCUAGAGAUCAUGGAGAAGAAGGCGACCAACCUCUGCUUCUCCGCUGACGUAAUGCGCAGCGAGGAGCUUCUCCAGCUGGCUGAGUCUUUGGGUCCAAAGAUCUGCAUUUUAAAGAUUCAUUGUGAAAUCCUGGAGGAUUUCACAGAAAAAUUCAGUCAGAAACUCAAACAUGUGGCAAAGAAACACAACUUUCUUAUAUUUGAAGAUCGCAAAUUUUCUGAUAUUGGAAAUGCAGUCAAGCAUCAGUAUGAGGGCGGGUUGUUCCGGAUCUCGUCUUGGUCUAACAUCGUCAGUGCCCAUGCUGUGCCAGGGCCCGGGGUCCUGGAGGGCCUGAGUGCCGUGGCGAAGCCUCUGGGGCACGGCGGUUUGCUCAUUGCACAGAUGAGCUCCCAAGGGUCUCUGGCUACUGGUGAAUACACAAAAGCUGUGGUGAAGAUGGCAGAGGACCACCAAGACUUUGUGUUUGGGUUCAUCUGUAGCUCUAAGAUAACUGAAAAACCUGAAUUUAUCCACCUGACCCCUAAUGUGCAGAUACAGACUGGAGGAGAUAAGUUGGGCCAACAAUACAGAACCCCAGACGAGGUGAUCAACAAAGGAUCAGACGUCAUCAUUGUUGGACGAGGCAUUUUGGAGGCGACCGAUAAGCUCAAGACUGCUGAGUUGUACAGAAAGUCUGGUUGGGAAGCUUACAAACAGAAAGUGGGUCUGGUGACGAGUAAGAAAUCUGGAGUGGAAUCUGCAUCAUUGUGAUAAACUGUCAAGAACCUCUAAAGGACGGAAACAUUAAGGGACAAUCCAGCCAGUAGAGGUUAGUAACACAUGGUAACUGGACUUGUCAGUUUACAUGCCCAACUGUCCAAUCAAAACACUUCCUGGUGAUAACCAUGAAAAUAAAAACCUUUGUGACAGUGCUCUA